Molecule: messenger RNA, 2521 nt
Organism: Phoenix dactylifera (date palm)
Lineage: Eukaryota; Viridiplantae; Streptophyta; Magnoliopsida; Arecales; Arecaceae
Source: RefSeq, a predicted model, not a curated record
CCGCCCAUGUUAGAUCAGCCAUGGAGUAGUGCAUCUCUUCCCCAGUCUAGACCAGAGAGGAGAAGUCCAGUAAGAAUAGAACAGCAGCUGGAUGGUAUCAGUUUUUGAAGGUAAAAGCAAUGAUUAAAGGGGCUCUUAUGGAGUUGUUAAAAAAAAAAAAAAAUCAUGGUUGUGAUGGUGUGUGCAGCCCCUCAAGGCUUUGAGUGCAAGCCAAGGCAGGCCAGGCCCCAUCAUGACAUCAUGGCCCAUUACUAUUACAUGCUGUGCCCAUCAUAUGGGCUAAGAGAAAAGGCGAAUGAUAAGAUAAAAAUGAAAUGAUGACAACCAUCAAUUUGAUGAGGAUAGUAUGAUUCACAUCAAAUGCUUUUAAAGCUGAGCCUUCAUAACCGACUUGGUUUGAAACAAAUUUUAGGGUGCUUUGUUGAAAAAGAAGAAUGAAAGAAGAGUAUUGUAUUUCUGCCCGUCUUUACAGUGUAUAGGAGCAGCCUUUAUAUAGUACUAGGAGGUUGAUGAAGUUUGGUAAGGCCGACUAAGUUUGGCACAGUCAAUCACAAAUCAAUCAAAGUAAAGUUUGAUAAAGCCGCCUAAGUUUGGCACAAUUAAUCUUUAUGGAGGCCAACUAUGUUUGGUACAAGUAAUCACAAAUUUAUUAAUGGUCCUACAAUGAUUCUAACAAUAUCCAUGGUUCCUGAUAGAUAGGAGCAUGACACUUUCUGAAUGGAAGAAACAAAAUCUUUACACCAACUAAUGCAUUCUAUAAAAUGCGGUAACUGAUAAGUUUAUUAUAAUUUGUUACUGAAACACUUAGAUACGACAAGGCAUUCGGAUGAACAAACCAGAUGGCUGUAGUUGUCAUCAUGGCCAUCAGCUAACUCAACAGCAAUUGAUUUAUAACAUUGAGGCCAUGCCAUAAGCCCAAAUAGCUGAAGCUGGGAUCGGUGCUUUAAUGGCUUUGGCAUUUUGUCCGUUAAAAUGCCCUGGCUGAAGUUGACCUGGGAGUAUUAACAAUUAAAUUCAAGUCCUUCUUCUUGAGUUAGAAGCCUGGGUUAUCUUAAUGUCGAUAUAGUUUAAGAUUGUGGCGUAUUUCUCUAGAUCUCGCCUGUCUGCCCUUAUAAAAUAUAGAGACCAAAGCCUAAACUAGAGAAAGUUUCCUUUCUAUAACUUUGUGGUUUUCAAGGCUCUGGUGUCGAGGCUUUAACCACCUCUUACUGGAAAAAUUAAAUGCGAGUUGGACUUGGAGGGAUGGAUGGGUAGGAGGUUCUCUGAGGAGGAAGGGGGGUCACAGAGACACAGAAAGGAGAGUGGCGGCGAGUUGAUACGAGAGGAGAAAUGAUGGGAAAAGGAGAGGAGGAGGAUGGGUUUUGGACUGUGGACUGCUUGAGGGGGAGACUGCUUGCAGAGAGAGUGGCUUCCAAGGCUGCCAAGGCUGAAGUUGAUCUCAUGGCCAAAAAGGUCUGCAAUUCUUGCUCCCCACUUCUGGCAGAGCUAGAAAGGCAGCUGGAUGUAGAGAUCAAGUGCAGGAACAGAGCUGAGAAAAGGCUCAAGUUUGCAUUGAAGAAGAUGGAAUCCCUGCAGCUCCGGGAUGUUCCAAGCCAGCUGAGUCUUUCUGAAAGUUCCACCAGCUCAUCCCCUGGAUGCUUCUUGGGUUUCCAGAGAUCCAAAGGGUCGAAGCCUGAUGAUCGGCGGCUGGAUUCUGGACAAUGUAGCACAAGGGGAGAGGUCGAGACAGCGCAGGAGGAUCUCGGCGGAGAUGUUUGUUCUGGCAAUUCUUCAGUUGAUUUGCCCCUUCAUCUGGUUUCACGAGAAGGGAGCUGGAGUUCGGUUGGCACCAUGCAUUCUGAUAGCAAGGGAGGAACUCAUCACAAAGACAGUGGAAAAUUAUAUAGCAAUCUUCGCCUUCAUGAAUUAAUUAUUGGUGAUAUAAGACUUGAUGCCUCUUAAAUCGCACAGAAGACUAGUUGUUUGGCGCAAUAAAAUAAAUCAUAGAAGCACAAGGUGACCUCAAGAGAAAAUGGUACAUUUGAUGCACAAGGAAAAAUGAGAUUAAGAUGGGGAAUCGUCUGCUGCUAGGGAAGAUUUCAGCUUAGUGAAGGACUCCAUGGCGCAGUGAAUCAGACUGAAUCUGUGGAGAAUUCACUAGCUUUGGUUCCAGUAAGCAUGUGGCCUACUUCAGGAGAUGGCAAAUCAUCGGCCAGUAACGAGGUGCAGAGAGUUCUUGCUUCCCUCAGACAUGUCAAGGAACAAUUGCAAAACUCGAUCAGGAGAAUUGCUGCUGAUAGCCUUCCCAUGGAGCUGCAUGGCCAGCGAGCCACAUGCUCAUUGGAGACUUUGCAGUGCCACAGGUACCAGUAGACAUGUAGAGAGGGAUGGAACACCAGAUAUUUGACAGUUCCAGAAAAGGUCUUGUUUUAUUCAGUGUGCUCUAUUUGUUGAUAUCAUGAAACAAUAUAACUUAUCACCAAACUUCUCAUGUUGCUCCAUGUUGUUUUGCGACUUAUAUAAAUUUCUUAAGAUUCAUAAU